Messenger RNA from Vanrija pseudolonga, 1612 nucleotides. RefSeq names its product Aldehyde dehydrogenase. Gene Ontology annotation, molecular function: aldehyde dehydrogenase (NAD+) activity. The transcript is spliced from 5 exons. The coding region runs from base 98 to 1612 and encodes 504 amino acids. The record is from RefSeq and is a predicted model, not a curated record. NCBI's taxonomy places the organism in Eukaryota, Fungi, Basidiomycota, Tremellomycetes, Trichosporonales, Trichosporonaceae.
CACCGCCGCUCCUUAUUACCCGCGGCCCAUCUCUUCCUCUCUCUCCAUCAUCACCCUCUCCUCCCCUCCCAAAACAACCACACCUACUCCACCAACAAUGCCUACUCACCAGGAGAUCGACAUCCCCGGACAGGGCAAGGUCAAGAUCCCCACCGGCCUUUUCAUCAACAACGAGUGGGUCGACCCAGUCAAGGGCGAGACCUUCGAUACUGUCAACCCCGCGACCGGCGAGAAGCUCAUCAGCGUCGCCCACGCCUCCAAGGAGGACGUCGACCUCGCCGUCAAGGCCGCCCGCAAGGCCUUCAAGACCACCUGGGGCGGAAACGUCGCCGGCACUGAGCGCGCUGCUGUCCUCUUCAAGCUCGCCGACCUCAUCGAGCGCGAUGCCGAGAAGAUUGGUGCCCUCGAGUCGCUCAACUCGGGCAAGGGUGUGCGCAUUGCUCGCGAGGCCGACGUCGCCGACACUGUCGCCUGCUUCCGCUACUACGCUGGUCUCGCCGACAAGGUCUUCGGCCAGACCAUUGACACCUUCGGCUCGGAGAAGUUUGUCUACACCCUCCACCAGCCCAUCGGCGUGUGUGGUCAGAUCAUCCCCUGGAACUACCCCCUCCUCAUGUGGGCCUGGAAGGUCGCCCCUGCCGUCGCUGCUGGCUGCACGAUCGUCAUGAAGCCCUCCGAGCUCACCCCCCUCACCGCUCUCCUUCUCUGUGACUACGCCAAGGAGGCCGGCUUCCCUCCCGGUGUGCUCAACACUGUCCCCGGUCUCGGCGCCACCACCGGCGACGCCAUCUCGCGUCACCUCGACAUUGACAAGGUCGCCUUCACUGGCUCGGUCAUUACCGGCCGCCGCAUCUCGAUCGCUGCCGCCGAGUCCAACCUCAAGAAGGUCACCCUCGAGCUUGGUGGCAAGUCGCCCAUGCUCAUCUUUGACUCUGCCGACGUCGAGGAGGCCGCCGACUGGACCGCCAUGGGCAUCUGGUUCAACUCGGGCCAGGACUGCUGCGCCUCGUCGCGUGUCUACGUCCAGGAGGCCGUCUACGACAAGUUCCUCGCCGCGCUCAAGAAGCGCGCCGAGGCCUGCGCCAUCGGCCAGCCCUCGGACGAGAAGACGUCCUUCGGCCCCCUCAUCAGCGCCGGCCAGCGCGACAAGGUCAUCUCGUACAUUGAGAGCGGCAAGGAGCAGGGCGCGCGCGUCGUGACUGGCGGCCAGAAGUGGCCCCAGUCGAACGGCGGUUUCUGGGUCGAGCCCACCAUCCUCGCCGACGUCAAGCACGGCAUGAAGGUUGUCGACGAGGAGAUCUUCGGCCCCGUCAUUGUCGCUGCCUCGUUCAAGACCGAGGAGGAGGCUCUCGAGCUCGCCAACAACACGACGUACGGUCUCGCCGCUGCCGUCUUCACCAACGACGCCCGCCAGAUGACCCGCGUCUCGCGCGCCCUCGACGCCGGCACAGUCUGGUGCAACCAGUACGCGCUCCUGCACGCCGGUGUGCCCUUCGGUGGCUUCAAGCAGUCGGGUAUCGGCCGUGAGCUCGGCACGUACGGUAUCGAGGCCUACACGCAGGUCAAGGCCGUCCAGCAGAACCUCUCGCAGAAGAUGGAGUGGCCCAUCUAA